AACUGCCACCCUUCUUCAAGCGAAGCCAAAAUGCAGGCCAAGGCUCAGAAUAUCAUCCCACCAAAGUUCAUUUCACCAGCAAAGCUACCUCCAAUUCCCAAUAUUUCAUUGCCAAGUAAUGUUCCACAAGCCAUCUCAAUCACUGCACCGAGUCCAGAAGUUUCAUCAGCACCUCCCGAUCAUCAUCCUCAACUGGUAGAUGACAAAGUGGCUGCCUUCUGGGACUACCAAUUCCUCUUUGUUUCACAACGCUCAGAAACAGCUGAGCCCAUCACCCUUCGCAUUGUUGAAGGCAAAAUCCCACAAGACUUCCCUUUAGGAACGUAUUAUCUGACCGGACCGGGGCUCUUCACCGAUGAUCACGGCUCCACGGUGCACCCUCUGGACGGUCACGGGUACCUCAGAACGUUUAAGAUUGAUGGGGCUAGAGGAGAAGUGGAGUUCAUGGCUAGGUACAUCCAGACCGAGGCUCAGGUGGAGGAGUGCGACCGCAUCACCGGCCAGUGGCGAUUCACUCAUCGUGGUCCGUUUUCGGUCUUGAAAGGUGGAAACAUGGUUGGAAAUACCAAGGUAAUGAAAAAUGUCGCCAAUACAAGUGUGCUGAGAUGGGCUGGAAGACUGUUUUGUUUGUGGGAAGGUGGUGAUCCUUAUGAGAUUGAAUCUACUACGCUUGAUACUCUUGGGAGAUUUGACAUAAUUAAUGGCCGCCACAAAUUGCUGCAAGAUGAAGACGCAACACCAAAGGUGGACGUUUGGGAUGUAGCUGCAGAAAUCUUGAAACCUAUACUAUAUGGAGUAUUCAAGAUGCCGCCGAAACGAUUAUUGUCCCAUUACAAGAUUGAUGGCCGGAGGAAGAGGCUACUCAUCAUGUCAUGCAACGCAGAGGACAUGCUUCUGCCACGAAGUAAUUUUACCUUCUACGAAUUCGACUCGAAUUUCACGUUGCUGCAAAGCCAAGAAUUCAACAUUCCAGACCAUCUGAUGAUUCAUGACUGGGCCUUCACUGAUAAUUAUUACAUAUUAUUUGGCAAUCGCAUCAAGCUGGAUGUUGCUGGAUCAAUGACAGCAGUAUGUGGACUAUCUCCUAUGAUAUCUGCACUGUCACUAAAUGCUAGCAAGCCCACAUCUCCCAUUUACAUGCUCCCUCGAUUUCCAAGUGAAUCAAAUGGAGAAAGAGACUGGAAAAUUCCCAUAGAAGCUCCUUCACAAAUGUGGGUGCUUCAUGUUGGAAAUGCUUUUGAAGAAGAAAGGGAUGAGAAUGGAAGUUCCAAGAUUCAAAUUCAAGCAAGUGGUUGCUCCUAUCGUUGGUUCAAUUUCCAAAAGAUGUUUGGGUACGACUGGCAAAGUGGAAAACUGGACCCUUCCAUGAUGAAUGCAGAUCAAGAUAAAUUAUUGCCUCAUCUUGUUCAGGUAUCAGUAAGUUUGGAUGCAAGUGGGGAUUGUCAAAACUGUAGUGUAAACGAUUUGAACGAAUGGAGGAAACCAUCAGAUUUUCCUGCGAUUAAUCAGGAUUUCUCAGGCUGCAAGAACACAUUUGUGUAUGCAGCAACUUCGUCUGGCUCCCGUCAAGCUUUACCACAUUUUCCCUUUGACACUGUGGUGAAACUCAAUGUUAGAGAUAAAUCCAUUUCCACUUGGUCUACAACCAGACGGAGAUUCAUUGGUGAGCCAAUAUUUGUACCGAAAGGAACCGGAGGAGGAGGAGAAGAUGAUGGCUAUCUCCUUGUGGUGGAAUAUGCAGUUUCGACACAAAGGUGCUAUCUUGUUAUUUUGGACUCCAAACUGAUCGGGAAGACCAAUGCACUGGUUGCUAGAGUUGAAGUUCCAAGACACUUAAACUUUCCUCUUGGCUUUCAUGGAUUUUGGGAGUCUGCAGGGGAUUGUGGCUUUGGUAAUUAA
Coffea eugenioides is the source of this 1899-nucleotide messenger RNA. Its product is annotated as carotenoid cleavage dioxygenase 7, chloroplastic. Gene Ontology annotation, biological process: carotene catabolic process. The record is from RefSeq and is a predicted model, not a curated record. NCBI's taxonomy places the organism in Eukaryota, Viridiplantae, Streptophyta, Magnoliopsida, Gentianales, Rubiaceae. Gene Ontology annotation, cellular component: chloroplast stroma. The transcript is spliced from 7 exons. The coding region runs from base 31 to 1899 and encodes 622 amino acids. Gene Ontology annotation, molecular function: 9-cis-epoxycarotenoid dioxygenase activity.